Molecule: messenger RNA, 3034 nt
Organism: Colletotrichum acutatum
Lineage: Eukaryota; Fungi; Ascomycota; Sordariomycetes; Glomerellales; Glomerellaceae
Exons: 3
Coding region: 322-2841 (839 amino acids)
Source: RefSeq, a predicted model, not a curated record
UGAACACUGCGGUUAUGGUAUCAGCGUUUCGUUGCACGCUUUGAGAACAACUCACGUAGAUGCUACCUCAAUCUCCAGCAUAUUGUCUAACGCUAUCUAAUGUACAUCGUACAAGAUGUCCGGCCGAGCGACCAUCGGAAUAUAACGCAGCUGUUUUGUGUAGAAGUCUAUAUAGCGCUGCUGUCCUUUUUCUAAGCGGAAGAUGCUGCCUAUUGCUCUCCUUCUUCAACGUAUACGGUUUCUUCAACAAUUCAAUUUGCCAAGAGUCUCCAAACAGCUUCAACGCAUCCUUCACUUAGCCCCGAGCAAUGAGAGAAUACCAUGGCUUCUCUUGGUGGUAACAUUUUGCCCCUCGACCUUGAUCUCAAGACUACCUUUGCUGGACUAAGUGCAGUAGCCCUCAGCGGCUUGCUCUUUUCCAAGCUUCUUUCAAAGAAUGAUGCGGAAAGCCUGGAGGCACCCGGGCUCUUCAAGUCUUUCCUGCUCUUCUUUUACUCCUGCUUCAUCAAGCCGCACAAUGGCGACAAGAAGGGCAACCAGCAGGAUGCCCUAGAGAGCUUCUACAACAAGCAAGCCGGCGCAUAUGAUGCUACCAGGAAGGUCCUCCUGCAAGGCAGAGAGGACAUGCUUGCGCUCGUUGCAGCACAGCUGAAGGCCAAAGGCCCCAAAAAGGGCAACAAGGCUAAGCGAGUAUGGGUUGAUGUUGGUGGAGGAACAGGAUGGAACAUUGAGGCUAUGUCUAGCUUUGUCAAUGUGCCCGAAUUCUUCACAAGCGUCUACCUCGUGGACUUCUCCCCGUCUCUAUGCGAGGUCGCCCGACAGCGCUUCAAACGCCUUGGCUGGAACAAUGUUAAGGUUGUUUGUGAGGACGCGAGGAAGUUCCGACUGGAAGAUUAUGAAAAUGAUCUCCCAAGUAAUCGCGUCCCUCCUCGCUCACCUGUCCUAAGCUACUUCUCUCAGAAGCGUGCUGAGCACGGCGGUGCGGAUCUCAUCACCAUGUCUUACAGCUUGUCUAUGAUCCCCGACUACUACUCCGUUAUCGAAUCUCUUACAUCGCUUCUGUCUCCAGAUGGCGUCAUGGGAGUAAUUGACUUCUACGUCCAGUCCAAGACCGACUUCUCCUUCCGCAACUUCACUGGUGGACUGGUUGGGCGUCACGUCAACUGGUUCUUUAGGACCUUUUGGCGCGCUUGGUUCGACCUUGACCGCGUUGGCCUCGAGGCUAGCCGCCGCGACUAUCUCGAGUACAAGUUUGGCAGUGUCCUGAACAUCAACACUCGUAACUACAGUCUCGGCCACAUUCCAUACUACAUCUGGGUUGGAUGCCACAAGAAGCCCUUUUCUGCUACCAGUCUGCCGCAUGAGAUCAUCGAGAAGAUCGAUGCCCUUGCUACAGAAUCACCAUACCUGUUGCCUGCGAACGCGGGCGAUGCUCUCACCCGCGCCAUUGAUCGAUCAGCCCCCGAGAUUCGUUCCAAGGCUUUCAUGGCAGCCAUCCAAAACCUGUCCGCGAGCCUACCGCUGCCUUCUUUCUUCUACCAGAACCACCACUGGCGCAUCUACUACGACGAUCAGCUUCAGAAACACACUCAGUUCAACGACGAGUACAUCUACGCGUUUACAUGGGAAGACUCGAGAGUGGACGAGCACCUUCUGAAGCUCGGCUCUGACGACGUGGUCCUGGCAAUCACCAGCGCCGGCGACAACAUCCUCUCCUACGCAAUGCAGAGCCCUGCCAGAAUCCACGCUGUCGACUUGAACCCUACCCAGAACCAUCUCCUCGAGCUCAAGGUUGCCUCUUAUACUGCUCUUCCCUACGAGGACUUCUGGAAGCUGUUCGGUGAGGGAAAGCACCCGGACUUCCGCUCGCUGCUCCUGAACAAGCUCUCCCCCCACCUCUCCAGCCGCGCAUUCCAGUACUGGCUCAACAAUGUCCACGUCUUCACCAACACAAAGGGCUAUGGUCUCUACGACACUGGCGGCUCCCGCCACGCCAUCCGCGUCUUCCGCUGGAUCUCACGCGUAUUCGGCUGCCGCGCCGCCGUCAAGGAGCUUCUGUCUACCAAGACUCUCAACGAGCAGCGCGAGGUCUGGCGCACCAAGAUCCGCCCCGCCCUGCUGUCCAAGCUCGUCUGCAAGCUCGUCGUCAGCCAGGAGAGCUUCCUCUGGGCGGCCCUCGGCGUCCCCAAGAACCAGCUAGCCAUGAUCGAAAACGACCACGCUGAGAGCGAGGCCGUCAAGGGACCCUCACCGACCGCCCGCAAGGUCCGCUCUCACGCCAUCUGGCGCUACAUGGUCGACACCCUGGACCCCGUGGCCGAGCAGACGCACAUCGCCGCCAACAACCCGUAUUACCACGUCUGCAUGACGGGCGACUUCACGAGGCGGUGCCACCCAGACUACCUCUCGGAAAAGGCCCACGCCAAGCUCUCGCGCCCCAACGCUUUUGACGGCCUGCGCAUCCACACGGACGAGAUUGACGAGGUCAUCAACCGCAUCACCCCCGGCACGCUGACCGUCGCCGUCAUCAUGGACAGCAUGGACUGGUUCGACCCCGGCGCCCCGGCAGCGGCGGCGCAGAUCACCAAGCUCAACCGUGCCCUGAAGAUGGGCGGCCGGGUGCUGCUUCGCUCAUCGGCGCUGAGCCCUUGGUACGUCAAGGUCUUUGAGGCCCACGGCUUCUCGCCAAAGAGGGUCGGAGCUCGUACGGACGGAGCCUGCAUUGAUCGCGUCAACAUGUAUGCGUCGUGCUGGAUCAACACCAAGGUUGAGAACCUUCCACCUCCGACCCCUGAGAUGGAUCAUAUGGGAGGUUCUGAAAUCACAAGUUUCUCCCUUUGAGUGUAGGAGAAUUGUGCUUCGGGAAGAAAUGUGAUCGAGACAAAAACGAGGAUUGAUGAGUAGGCUGGGUGGCGUAAGUACGGCCGUGUAUUGUGCGGCUGCUGGAUGGAAAGUAUUGGUUCGAGACAUGUGAUCCGAAUAUGAUUUAGCGUAUGAUUAAUUUCUUGAAAAUGAUAAUUAUUGAAAUACUUCA